CUGCGACAAUAGGUUCACCCACUCAUCACACACUUGGUCGGAUGCGAAGUUGCGAACAUACGUUCGACUUGGCAGUAAACGCCAUGCCCUUGGCACGACUGACACCACCUCGGCGUCAGAAGCACCUUAAGAAGGGAGAGGAUCGUCCCUGCCGACCAAGAACCGCCAUGAGCUAGUGUUUUGGGUCGGAACCUUGGAAGUUUGUUAUUACAUACUGGAAUCAUGCUGCGCGCGCAUUACUCUGCCACCACUACUGCCGGUGUACACUUCGCCAUUCCGCCAUUCUCACCGUCAGCGCAUGGCUGGCUGAGAUUCGCGCGCAACCACUGAGCUAGUGGCUCGUACUGCAUCUCUGACCGUCGCGAUCAGGUCGGACGGUUGACGAUUGAAUUGUCAUCCUGGAGCUUCGACUCACAGACAACGCUCUUGAUGAGGAGAACAAUAUGCAUAAAUUUGUUCUCUGCAGCGUGGCUUUGUUCGCAGCAGACUUCAUCGGACAGGUAGCGGGACAAGCCCUCACUACUGGUGUCACAGUGCCGUCAACCACAACCAGCAGCACUUCUACAGUCACUAUUGUCCUUCCAAGUGGCGCUCCAAGUACUGUUCAGGCCUCGAUCGUUGCAGCCGACCCUUCACAAACAGUCUACGUUCUCGGCUGCAAUGGUCCUUCAACGGCGACCACCACCGAUGCUAAAUGUGGAUUCAAGACUCCAAUCACACUAACUCAAGGACCGAGCACAUUGGUCUUCACUGCUACGGACCCAAUCCAGGACGAAUUCACGAAUCCACUUAUUCAGCCCGAAGCUGCCACAACCAUAGCCUGCGUCAUAGUGGGAGCCGACCUCAUGCGCACACCGGUAGUAACGGCAUCGGCAGCAUUAUGUACAGGCAAUGUCCCCAUUCCUGGACUCGGAUAUCUCGGCAGUACGACUGCCCUUUCAGGCACACAGAUCCAAUACGUCGGUGUCACUGUGACUGCUGGCGUUGAGAAGCUCGUGGCAGCCAGGGAAGCAGCGCUUCGUCAAACUUCCACGACGACAUCGACAGCUGCCGCGGCAACAAUGACCGCCCGCGCUAUCCUUUUCGAUCCAGCUUGGGCUGGACUCGUGGCGGUCGCGGCAUUGGGCGCUGUCUAGCAUGUGGUACUCGAAGCGAUGAGUAGCAUUACCGCUGGUGUAUAUUCUUGUCAGCGCAGUUCGUUAUUCUUUCCAGGAUCUAAAUGAGAUAUGGUUGCCAUGCAAUUCAUCCCUGAACUUGAAGGAUCCCACGGCUUCUUGAGAUGUUCAUGCCAACCUUCUUUGCCGUUCUCGAUGCGCUUUGGUCUUUGCGUAGAGAACUUCUCACUAAAUCCCAUUCACCUUCUGCGGUUCUACUCGGAGCAUAGGAAAAUCUCCUACUUCAGUGGAGCAACCUCACGGGCAGGAUUCAUGUAUAAAAUGCAAUUCUUCAAAGC
This is a messenger RNA of Dissoconium aciculare CBS 342.82, 1453 nucleotides long. RefSeq lists its product as uncharacterized. The transcript has 3 exons. The coding region runs from base 444 to 1136 and encodes 230 amino acids. Lineage: Eukaryota; Fungi; Ascomycota; Dothideomycetes; Mycosphaerellales; Dissoconiaceae. The record is from RefSeq and is a predicted model, not a curated record.